Messenger RNA from Mercurialis annua (annual mercury), 1620 nucleotides. RefSeq names its product probable lysophospholipase BODYGUARD 4. Bases 73 to 1380 code for a protein of 435 amino acids. The record is from RefSeq and is a predicted model, not a curated record. The transcript is spliced from 4 exons. Lineage: Eukaryota; Viridiplantae; Streptophyta; Magnoliopsida; Malpighiales; Euphorbiaceae.
AAAUUCCGACAUAGCCAUUCUCCUUCAUCGGCUCCUUGAGUUCUUUAUUUCUUAGCCGAUUAAUUUCUAGACAUGACAGUUUCUCACACUAUGUCUGUCGAAAAAUUGGCAAGAAAGUUCCGAGAAUUCUUAAAGAAUGCACUAACGUUCAUAGUAUUUCUGUUAUUGGAUUUUCUUGAUGCAAUUCUCUGUGUAGUUUAUAAAUGUCUCGAUAAGUUUCUUGAAGGAAAGUCCUCUCCGUGUCAUUGCGGAAACAAAGAUUCGUCGAUUACGGAUGAAGAACACGACGUGCUAUCGGAUUCUUUUUUCGGAAGGAGCAACGUUUUUCGCAAAUUCGGUUCUUUCGUAUUUCGAAGAAAAUGGAGGAAUCAUAAAACUGAUGAGAAACUUUACGAUGGUGAAGUGAAAAAUAAGUGGUCUGAUUGCAGUUGCGAAACUUGUCUCUCUUGGUUGAAAGAUGGCGGCGAGAGGCUUCAUGUUGUCGUUAAAGAUCCUUCUGAAGUGAGCAGUGACCAGAUCGGAGAUGAUCAAAAUGUGAUAUUCAUACAUGGAUUCUUGUGUUCAUCUUCAUUCUGGACAGAAACAGUUUUUAAAAAUCUUUCGGAAACUGCGAAUCGGACUUAUAGAUUGUUUGCGAUCGAUGUUUUGGGAUUAGGAAAAAGCCCUAAGCCAUUGGAUUGUCAAUAUACUUUGAAGGAUCACUUGGAAAUGAUUGAUAAAUCUGUGAUUAAUCCGUAUGAAUUGAAAUCUUUUCAUUUGGUAGCACAUUCUAUGGGAUGUCCAAUAGCUUUAGCUCUGGCUGCUAAGUACUCCAAAUCCGUAAAAUCACUCACUCUCGUUGCUCCGGCAAUUUUCUCUUGCGGUAAAGAUGAAAGCAGUGUAGAAAUUCUAAAAGUAAUUGCAAAGAAGAAAUUAUGGCCAGCUGAAUCAUUUCAGAGAUCAGUUAUGGCAUGGUAUGAACACAUAGGAAGAAGUGUUUGUUUUCUGGUUUGCCGACACCAUCGAACGUGGGAGAGGCUCAUCAUGCGACACACUAAGCAGAGUGAUGUGAGUUUUGCUGUAAAAGACAUGACCAAGCACACACACCAUUCUUCGUGGCAUAACGUGCACAAUGUGAUCUGCGGAGGAGCAAAAUUCAUGGACGGAUACCUAGAAAUUUUGAAAAAUGCCGGAGUUAAAAUUAACAUUGUCCACGGUGACCGUGACAACACGAUUCCGACGGAGUGCAGCUACGAUAUCAAGAGAAAAGUUGGCCAUGCAGAGCUGAGUAUUAUACGUAAUGGCACCCAUAGUUCUGUGAUCUUCCGUAGAAAGAAGGAAUUUACUCAGAAUUUGGAGACUUUUUGGGCAUCAACUGCUGAAGAAAAAUCUUCUAUUUGAUAUUGUUAUCUUUAUUAAUUAUAAGUAUAGUACAGAUGUCAAGUUAUAAAUAAUUUCAUUCUGAUGAGCAUGUAGGAGUAUUAAUUAGUUGCUUAUGUAACGAAUGCAAGUCAAUUAUAUGGUCCAAAAGCUAGAUGUUAAAAUAGAAAAUAUUGCUGUCGGGUGGUGGUAUGACGUGCAAUGGCUGUAUAUAUAUUUUGAUCAUACAAAAUGUUUGGAAAGGUUAUUUUCAAUUUGUAA